Schizophyllum commune H4-8 is the source of this 378-nucleotide messenger RNA. RefSeq lists its product as uncharacterized. The record is from RefSeq and is a predicted model, not a curated record. Bases 1 to 378 code for a protein of 125 amino acids. The transcript is spliced from 4 exons. Lineage: Eukaryota; Fungi; Basidiomycota; Agaricomycetes; Agaricales; Schizophyllaceae.
AUGUUCUUCUUCGUCUCCUUCAUUGCCACCCUCGCCCUCGCCGUCCAGGCCAUCCCUGUCGCGCCUGUGGCUCGCGCUGCCCUCGACGUCUGGGUCCCGCAUAUCCUGACCCCCAACGCGGAGACCGUCUGGACCAUCGGCGAGCCGGCCAACGUUACCUGGGACACCUCUGACGCGCCUGAGCAAAUCAGCAACGGCGCUGCCGUUCAGCUGAGGAAGGGCACCCCGAUCGGUUGGCUCGCGCAGGACUUCGACUUGCGCGCCGGCUAUGUCGAGGUGACCGUCCCCGAGGACCUUGAGCCCGGCAACGACUACAGCAUCACUCUCUUCGGCGACUCUGGCAACAUCAGCGAGGAAUUCACGAUUAAGGCGGCCUAA